Messenger RNA from Entelurus aequoreus (snake pipefish), 1881 nucleotides. RefSeq names its product TAR (HIV) RNA binding protein 2 (gene tarbp2). Gene Ontology annotation, molecular function: siRNA binding; double-stranded RNA binding; pre-miRNA binding. Gene Ontology annotation, cellular component: RISC-loading complex. NCBI's taxonomy places the organism in Eukaryota, Metazoa, Chordata, Actinopteri, Syngnathiformes, Syngnathidae. The transcript is spliced from 7 exons. The record is from RefSeq and is a predicted model, not a curated record. Bases 203 to 1240 code for a protein of 345 amino acids. Gene Ontology annotation, biological process: regulation of siRNA processing; regulation of miRNA processing; regulation of viral transcription.
UGGUUUCUGACCAAUCAGCGCUUUGAGCUAGCGGCCUGUAAAACUACGUCAUAUCUGCGCGACCACAGCCUUUUUGUCACAUGUUGUUGUUGUCGUAGUUUCUUCAUUUGGCUUUGGAAAUAUCAUCUAAUGAAAGGUGGUGUUUGUUUUGGUGGGGCGGCUUGCCAUCCAAAUCCAACCAGCUGUCUGCGUGAAAUAGGGAAUGAACAACGAGACAGCAUCGGACAGCUGGAAGAGAAACUCCGGGUGCUCCAGUAUUGAGCAAAUGCUGGCUGUGAAUCCCGGAAAGACGCCAAUUAGUCUGCUGCAGGAGUAUGGAACGCGGAUAGGCAAGACCCCAGUGUAUGACCUGCUGAAGGCUGAGGGACAGGCCCACCAGCCCAACUUUACGUUCCGCGUUUCCGUGGGAGAGAUCAACUGCACCGGCCAAGGGCCCAGCAAGAAGGCGGCGAAGCACAAAGCAGCCGAGGCUGCUCUGAAGAUGCUCAAGGGAGGCCUCGCAGGCCCCGCCGCUAUUGGUGUCGAAGGAGACGUGUUUAUCGGGGUUUCCGUGCCUGCUGAUGGAGAGAGCUCCCAAUCGGAGAUGAAGACUUUAGUGACUUCUCAACAGUCUGAAUGUAAUCCUGUUGGAGCACUACAGGAAUUGGUUGUGCAGAAAGGAUGGCGUCUGCCAGAGUACACGGUGACACAGGAGUCUGGUCCGGCACACCGCAAAGAAUUCACCAUGACCUGCAGAGUGGAGAGAUUCAUGGAAAUUGGAAGCGGUACGUCCAAGAAGCUGGCCAAGAGGAACGCAGCGGCCAAAAUGUUGGCGCGGAUACACGACGUUCCGGUCGACCUGAGGACCAGCAACGAUGCCGACCCGGAAGAGGAUACGUUUAAUAUGAACAUGGGGAGCAGAGCGGAGUCGUGCAAGAGCAAAGGCUACAGCUGCACGUGGGACUCCCUGAGAAACUCCGCCGGAGAGAAGAUCCUGCAUCUCCGCAGUCACCCUCUGGGCAUACCCUCUGACUCCAACUUCUGCUCGCUGCUCAAUGACCUGUCCACAGAGCAGUGCUUUGACAUCAGCUACCUGGAUCUCGAGGAGCCCAGUCUGAGCGGGCUGCGCCAGUGUUUGGUAGAACUGUCGACGCAGCCAAUAACAGUGUGCCACGGCUUCGCCCCCAGCCUGGAAGCUGCUCGGGGCAACGCGGCCCACAAUGCACUGCAGUACCUCAAAAUCAUGGCUGGCGGGAAGUGAGCGGGCCGAUUGUGUCUUGUUCCGGCAGGCAUGUAAGUACAUUUGAUCAUCUGACAUACCUCAAUUGUCUUUCAUAUAUGAAGACCUCCUUGAAUUAACGUCUUAGUGACAUUGGCAAGAAGGAGCUGGUGCUAAAUGCUCAUCUUAUUAUCAUAAUUUUAUUUUUCAGUUGUCAUCAUCACAAAAUGACUACUGAAUAAACAUGAACUCUUUUUUAAGACUGCCCAUUUUUACUAAACAAACUGCCUUUGUGAUGCUCAUUCUGUUGGACUUUGCUAAGUCAGCAUGUUUGAAGUGUUGGAAAUGAAUAAUUUUUUUAAUGAAAUGUUGCUUUUGAGUACAUUAACCCGAAUACAGAACAUUGUUUUACAAACAGACAUUAGAGUGACUUACCUCAAGGUUUUAAUGUUGUUUUUUUCCUUUUAAUUUCCUAUUUUUAAUGCACUCUCCGGUUGCCAUUUUUGUUCAGCAACUGUACUUAAUUGUCUUUAACAUAUUUUAAAGAUUUGGCUAUUAAUGUGGUUGUAACUUCUAAAGUAUUUUGUGCAGCAUGCAGUGUUGCAUCCACAUAGAACCUUAGCAAAAAAAGUGAAUCAAAGCAGUGCUGUACAUUAUUAUUUGAAGAAAUAAACCAUUUUUAC